AUGGCCAAGUCAGACCGGCCGCAGAAGCGCGCCAAGCUGCUCGAUGACAGCUCCGACGACGACGACGACGAGGCUGGCGUCAAGCUCGACAUCAACGAGGAGUACGCCAAGCGGUUUGAGCACAACAAGAAGCGCGAGGAGAAGCAGCAGCUGGAGGAGAAGUACAAGAAUGUCUCCACCACCAAGAGGAAGCGCGAUGGGGAAGACGAGGAAUCUGAUGAAGACUCGGAGGAUGACGAGUCCGAAGACGACGAUGCGCAGCUUGCGACCGAAGACCUAGACGACGAGAUCAUGGCGACCCUACAAGCCAUUCGAACCAAAGACCCGAAGGUGUACGAUCAGAGUGUCAAGUUCUUCAAGGAGUUCAAUCCUGAGCAGAAUGGCGGAGCAGAGGUCAAGAAAGAGAAGCCCAUGUAUUUGCAGGACUACCAUCGCGAGAACCUGCUGGCUGGACGCACAGGCGCAGAAGAGGAGGAUGAGAAGCCACAGACAUACGCUGAAGAGCAAGAGCAGCUGAAGCGAGAAUUGGUGGGAUCGAUGCACGCUGCUGGCGUGGAAGAAGAGGACGAGGAUGGGGACGAACUCAUGGUCGCCAAGAGAAAGCCCAAGCACGAGGACCUUCCAGCACCAAAGGCAUCGAAGCCUAGGAAGAAGAUCACGGACGACGACAUCAAGACCGCGGACAAGGACCCCGAGACAUACCUCUCCAACUUCAUGGCUGCUCGAGCAUGGCUGCCAGGCGAGGGCUCGCGCUGGGAAGCUUUCGAAUCCGACGACAGCGAUGACGACAAGCGCGCGGACGAGUUUGAAGAGGCGUACAACAUGCGAUUCGAGGAUCCGAAUACGGCGAAUGAGAAGUUGCAGUCGUUUGCAAGAGAUGUCGGGAAGUAUGGCGUGCGGCGAGACGAGAAGACGGGUCGUGCAAAGGGAAGAGAGCGGGAGAAGCAGCGGAAAGAGGCGGAGAAGCAGGAGCGGGAUGAGGAGAAGUCUCGUUUGAGGAAGCUCAAGAUUGAGGAUGCAGAGGAGAAGGUGAAGAGGAUCAAGGAGGCAGCAGGAAUCCGAGGGCAAGAAGCGCUCAACCUGGACGAGUGGAGAGACGUCAUCGAGGGUGACUUCGAUGAUGAGAAGUGGGAGGCCGAGAUGAAGCGGCGUUUUGGAGAGCAGUACUACGCCGAUGAGGAUGAAGAGAUGGGCUCAGGCGACGAAGACGCUGAGAGCAAGAAGAAUAAGAACAAGCCCAAGAAGCCCAAGUGGGACGACGACAUCGACAUUGGCGAUCUCGUUCCAGAUUUUGAAAAGGACGAGGCAGCCAAGAUCGCUCUCACCGAUGACGAGGACGCAGAGGAAGGCGGCAUCUCUAUUGUCGACGAGGAGGACGAGACUUCGCCCAAAAAGAAGAAGAAGAACAAGAAGGACCGCGAGAAGGAGAAGGCCGACGCCAAGCGCACCGCCCGCAAAGAACGCAUGCAAAUUGAAGAAAUGGUCGACGCCACUCUGCCACUCCAACAGGCGACCGCAUCUUCCAAUGGAGCCCCCGUUGGCUUCCGAUACCGUGAGACCUCACCGACAGCCUUUGGCCUCUCAGCCAGAGACAUUCUCUUCGCAGACGACUCGGCUUUGAACCAGUACGCCGGUUUGAAGAAAAUGGCCGCGUUCAGAGACGAGGAGAAGAAGCGAAAGGACAAGAAGAGGUACAGCAAGAAGCAGAGGCUGAAGCAGUGGCGGAAGGAGACUUUCGGCAAGCCAGAUGAGCCGGCUGGUGGUUUCGAGAAGAUCCUGGGAUAUGAAGAGCAGCAGCCAGCAACAGACUCGAAUGUCAAGGAUGGCUCGAGGAAGAAGAAGAGGAGUAAGGGGAAGAAGAGCAAGGGUGGGGAUGCUGGUGAGGCCGUGGACGCUUAG
Molecule: messenger RNA, 1899 nt
Organism: Zasmidium cellare ATCC 36951
Lineage: Eukaryota; Fungi; Ascomycota; Dothideomycetes; Mycosphaerellales; Mycosphaerellaceae
Exons: 1
Coding region: 1-1899 (632 amino acids)
Biological process (GO): endonucleolytic cleavage in ITS1 to separate SSU-rRNA from 5.8S rRNA and LSU-rRNA from tricistronic rRNA transcript (SSU-rRNA, 5.8S rRNA, LSU-rRNA)
Cellular component (GO): nucleolus; 90S preribosome
Source: RefSeq, a predicted model, not a curated record